CCCCCGCCAUGGUCGGCCGGCUCAGCCUGCAGGAUGUCCCCGAGCUCCUGGACAUGAAGAAGAAGGGGGACGGGGUGCUGGAUAGCCCGGACUCGGGGCUGCCCCCGAGCCCCAGCCCCAGCCACUGGCUGCUGGCCCCGGGCGGCUGCAGCGGCGGCUGCUCGGAGCGGGGGCUGGCCCCGGGGCUGCUGGAGCCCGACGCAGCAGCGCCCGGACCCACGUCCGCGAAUUCUGUCUUUCUACCCAAUUCCCUGGGACCCGGCUGUCCUCCGAGGCUCUGCCCUCUGUCUUUUGGUGAAGGAGUAGAGUUUGACCCACUCCCUCCAAAGGAAAUAAGGUACACCUCCUCGGUAAAGUAUGACUCAGAGAAGCAUUUCAUCGACAACAUCUAUAUGCCAGUGGGCCUGGCGGUCUCCUCCUGCAGCCAGACCGUGGUCUGCAUCCCCGGCUGCACCUGGCGUAACUACAAAGCCGAGCUCCACUUUCAGCCUCGAAACAAGGCCCUGCGAUUUCUCAGCACCACCAUCAUCUACCCCAAGCACACCAAGACCGUGUACACCACAACUCUGGAUUACAACUGCAGGAAAUCUACAAGGCGGUUUUUGUCCAGCGUGGAACUCGAAGCCUCGGAGUGCCCAGUAGGUGAUUACCUCUUGGAUGAAUGCUGAUGGAGACGUCUGGGGGUGCUGGAAUGGAAGUCACUCCUUCUGAGCAUGCUGCUCAGUUCUUUGAUCUUUCUAAGUGAAAAUGGGCAAUGCCUUUGUUACCCAGUCAUUUUCAAUUCUGAAGCAAGCAGCCUUCUAGCCUUGUGUGUCCAGCCUUGGCAAAGGAGAGGGAAAAACCCCAACCUCUGAAAUCUAUUCUUACUAUGGGAAUUCGAUUUUGGCUUUUCUUUUUAAAGGCAUUUAUUUUUCUUGGCUCAUAGGUACAUAUCCCCCAAAGUAUCAAUGAAAUAACAACAACAAAAAAAGGAAGAUCCAAGUAAAAGAGAAAGUAGAAAAAAACAAAACCUUUGAAAUCGAAAACAUACUUCCCCCUAUAUAGGGAGGGCAAAGCUUGUCUGUGGUGGAGUAUGGAAAAAGUCUUCUCUGUGGAAAGACUGAGCUUCCCACUUUAAGCAACUUCUGUUGGGAGUAAUGGUACUUGUCACCUAAGUUAUCCCACCCAUAUGGGCUCAAUCUGUGUAAACUGAGGUCCACAAGUCAUUUCUGUUUCAAUCAGAACACAGACCUUGUCCUUCCUGUUUGCUGAAGAUUCUGGAAUUUCUUAGAGCUUUUUUAACCAGCGGGUGAAAAAUCCCAGAAGCCUUUUCUAAGGUGAUGUUUCCAGCGUGGCUGUCUCAUGAAUGUUGCUGGAAGCUGCUUGGAAAUUUAGCUAACUGAUCCGAAGAGCAGACCAAAAGACUUUGGUUAACCGUUCCGCUAGUCAUGAGGAAAGCCCCGUUGUCUUCUUAUUCGCGGGUUCUGGCCACGUGCCUUGCAUCUCUGGAAUCCUGCUAACACCGCCACAGACUUGUGGGACUCUUCUGAUAUGUACACUGGGGUUUCCAAAUACUUUCCUAGUCUCCAUAAGGCAAAAGACAGCACAGCCCGUAUCUGAGAGAAAUGCCAUUUAUAAGGCUGCUUUGAUGGAAUGCUGUUAAGAUGUCUCAAGAUUGAUGCUUUUUGACUUACAACUGGAAAUGACUGGCAUGGGGCAUGUCUGGGUAUCAUUUAGGAGGGAGAUAUACAUAGAUAAUCCAGGUUCUCUGGGAGUUUGUGAUAGUGUCCUUACCCAAGCCUCCUCACACGUGUUCUGUCCAAAGUAAGUUGCAAUCAGAGCAGAACCCAUGCUUCCAGAAGGGCAAUCAAUGCCUUACCCAGGGGGAUCGAAUUUGAAUUCUAAUCAAAGAAGGGUCAUGAUCCAAACAUCCAGCUUUGUUACUGUAGCACAAGGUUUUGAUUUUUGCUAAAGGGCAAAGGAUCCUCCUGGAUUCUCAGCAUCAGCUGAGAUUGUCCCUAGAAAGAGCUUUUGUUGGUCCAUCGAAAUCAGCCAGGAGAAGACAAGAGCAUCUACGUGUGGGUCAUCCCAUGCAGAAUCCAGGCAGAUAAGCUGUCCUGUCUUUUGGGCCCCUGCACUCCUUCUGAACCCCCGGAAGGCUUUGCUCUCCCCCGGUGUUCCCUCUCGCUAUGAGCCCCCACUCAUUUUGGCUUCCGCUGCCUGCCAAACUCCCAUUUCAUAUUAGGCAAGGCAGAGGUGGGAGGUGGAAGGAAGUGGGCAAGUUAUUGCAUAAAAACCUGCAUCAGAGCAUUGAAUUACAGUGUGGAAGAGUCUUGAGCAGCCCAAGGGGGACAAGAACACAUAUGUGGGCCUUCUUUUCUGGCUCAGGACCUCCUCCAGCCCAGGCUUGCCGUGGGCCUCUCUGGAGCCCAAGCUUUUUAAUUAUCUGGUGGGGUUAGGAGAGCAGAGAGAUUUGGGCAGAGUCCAAGGGCUGUUCAGGUAAUGCAGCUCAGGUCAGCCUUUGGAGACAAAGGAAGUGGGUGAGUGACUUUUGUUGUUUUCCUGUCAGAAGGAACAAGCUAUAGAUAUGUUCUUUGAGGAUGUUCUAAUUUGGGCGCUACCACUACCAAGCUCUGGAACCUUGGCCCAGCCAUUUGAGUUCUGGGAGGCUCAGUUUCCUCUUUAAAAGGAGGUUGGGGGCGGCUAGGUGGCCCAGUGGAUAAAGCACCGGCCCUGGAUUCAGGAGUACCUGAGUUCAAAUCCGGCCUCAGACACUUGACACUUACUAGCUGUGUGACCCUGGGCAAGUCACUUAACCCCCAUUGCCCGCAAAAAAAAAGGAGGUUGGAGUAGAUGAUCUCCAGGGUGUCUUCCAGUUCUAAAAUUCGGUGAUCUUCUCAUGGGCAUAGACUAUUGUAAACAGCAAAUAGGCCAGGCCUUUUUUUUUUAAUUGAAUAGAAUUUUAUUUUCCAAAAUACAUGUUAAAAACAAAUUUUGAAGCCAGGCCUAUUUUCUAAGUCACCUGUGGUAACUUUCAAUGGCAUAGGUUGAUUUAAAAAAGCAGAAAUGGUCAAUAUUCAAAGAAUCCAAUCACCAUAUCCAAUGAUUUCUGUUUCCCUUCAUCAGUAGUGUGCUGGUAAAUGUUUAACAACCAGAUCCCUGAAAGAAAAAAAAAAGCCUACCCACAUUUACUCUGCAUCAUUAAUAUUUUCUCCAUCAUUUUCUUAGGUCUAGGUACUCAACAAAACAAUAAGUCAGGCCUUGAUUUGUAGCUUUUUUCUGGUUUCCCAGCUGUUAAGUGCUCCUGUGCCCCAAAUUUAACAAUGAACUGGUUAGAGCUGACUCCAGCAUACCCCUUCUCAUAAUGAAGUUGCAGAGAUAAUCAUGCUUCUUUGGAGGCUGUGAUGCCUUCAGAGAUGAAACUCCCAAUGCUGGUUUCAAAAUUAUAAUAUAAAUUAUUUCGUUCUUCUAAAUAUAUUUUAGACACUGCCGCAUAGAGAGCUCGGGCCAAUUAACUAAUUUUGCGUACAGGGUUGCAAGAAGCUGGGGUGUCUGUCGACUCUAGAUUUCACUCCAGAUCCAAUUGGUGAAGCGCUUUCUCUCAUGUUCACUGAAUACUUAUGGGAAAAUGAGAAAGAAUUCAACUAUGGGAAUUCACGUUAAGAUCCCAGCUUUAUAAUAUGGAAAACCAGUAGGGGGCGCUGCAACGUCAUUGUAAUAUGUAAUCUGGGUUACUUGUAAACGCAAUUUAAAAUGAUGAGAAGUGCCUUUCAUUCUUUUUCAUUGUGUUCUAUCUAGGUAUUUAACUUGGAUUAAAUUUAUAAUACAAGAACAAACAACCCUCCUAACCUUCCCUUCCCCCUCAACCAACACAACGCUAUUGUUGACUGAGCAGGAAGAGCCUGGUAGAGUAGAGAAAUCACUUUUCUCGACAAAAAUAGAUUUGAUUUCUCAUCUGAGAGCCAUCCUUUAGAGAGAGGAUUCCUUAGGUUAAAAAGUUAAGUUUGCAGGAAGAUUGUAAGGUUGGGAUGAAAAGCUGUAAGGGUGGGGAGAGUCUGAUGUUGGAAUGUGAGUGAGAGCAAGUGAAGACGUGAUUGUGAAACUGUAGCAAAAAAGGAGAAGUUUGUAUUCUUUGUAAGUUAUUCACUGGGGAAUCAGCAGGGUUCCCUCUGGUCUUUCCUUUCCUACCCAGUCUGAUUCUCUGGAAGGGUACAAGAAGGCAGCAUAUGGCUAUAGGACACUUGUGGAGGAGGCUUCCCUUUGGGAAAAUGUGCAAUGAAUGACAAAUAACGUUCCUGUGGGAGCCUGCACUGCCUCUUCCUUCAGUCCUUCCACGGCCUCUUAGAACCCAUUCAUUCCUAAAUGCCUCUGGAAGGCCCAAUUUCUUUGUCUUGCAUUCAUUCAAAAGUGGUUUCCCCUCAGUCUGCUGGUGAAAUGAUGACUUCAAAGGAUUGAGUUGACCUGCUAAAAACGUGUAUGAGAGUGGCUGAGAGUCAUUUAUUUGUAUCUUAAGGGAGAUGCAAGCCAGCAUUGUGGAAGAUGGAAUCCACCUUUGUGAUUGUUUAUGCUUUUGAAGAUUUUAAGGGGAAAGCAAGUUGGGCAAUCUUCCCAUACUCCAAUCUUAGGAAACCCAGAAGGUUGCUUCACAAAAACUGUGGUCUGUUGCCUGUGGUCUUCCUCUUCUCCCCUGUCCGCUUGUUACUUUUUCAUUUAACAAUAAAUUAUCUGAAAUUGAGCUCCAGGCAUGCCUCUUUUCUUUCUUUUUUUUUAAAUGGGACUAUUUCGUUAUGGAAAUUUAGGAGACACUGAAAAUGCUGCUUGCCCAUUCUGAGAGGAAAGGCUUCUAUUCUAUUUGGGGGACCCCAUUGCUUCAGAGGGAGUGUGCUCACUGACAACCCAGUAAGUGCUGACCAAGGGGUAAGAAGGAACUAAAGGAAUGGCUUGGUAUUCAGAGGACCUAGGUUCAAAUCCUGCUUUUUUAAUGCUUACUACCUAUAUAAUUUGGGGUCAGGAUGUCUGGGUUCUAGUGAUAGCUGUCACUUCUCUUCCCCAGGCUUCAGUUUGCCCCUCUGUAAAAUAAGAGGAUUGGACUGCAUGGCCUCUGAGGUCCAUCCCUGCUCUAAAGCUAUGAUCCUAUGGUCUGAAGCCAUUUGCCUUCAACACUGAGAACCAUUUAGAACCAGAGAAUUAGGAUCUGGAUUAACCAGUCCUCUCGCUUUGUGUUACAAAGGGAGAAACUGAGUCCCAGAGAGGGGAAGUAGCAGCGCUAGUGCUAGGAUCCAGAUCUGCAGAUGCCUAGCUCAGCGUCCUACCACAUCACGCUACCGUUUAUAGCCACCAGUUGGAUGAAUUUUGGGUUGUUGUUGUCUAUGUUAAACCU
Messenger RNA from Dromiciops gliroides (monito del monte), 5359 nucleotides. RefSeq names its product refilin B (gene RFLNB). Lineage: Eukaryota; Metazoa; Chordata; Mammalia; Microbiotheria; Microbiotheriidae. The transcript is spliced from 3 exons. Gene Ontology annotation, molecular function: filamin binding. Gene Ontology annotation, cellular component: actin filament bundle. The coding region runs from base 9 to 668 and encodes 219 amino acids. The record is from RefSeq and is a predicted model, not a curated record. Gene Ontology annotation, biological process: skeletal system morphogenesis; negative regulation of bone mineralization involved in bone maturation; negative regulation of chondrocyte development.